Messenger RNA from Erinaceus europaeus (western European hedgehog), 1826 nucleotides. It is a transcript of the gene DLK1, whose product is annotated as delta like non-canonical Notch ligand 1. Gene Ontology annotation, molecular function: calcium ion binding. Gene Ontology annotation, biological process: heterophilic cell-cell adhesion; establishment or maintenance of epithelial cell apical/basal polarity. The transcript has 5 exons. Lineage: Eukaryota; Metazoa; Chordata; Mammalia; Eulipotyphla; Erinaceidae. The record is from RefSeq and is a predicted model, not a curated record. The coding region runs from base 280 to 1617 and encodes 445 amino acids. Gene Ontology annotation, cellular component: plasma membrane; protein-containing complex.
GGGGCGGGGGGCUCCCGGGGGACGCGGGGCUGGGGGCGAGGGGUCGGGGGUCGCCCCGACGGGGGCGUCCGGGGGGAGGGCAGGCGCAGCUCGGUGGCGUCGGGGGAGGGCUCAGGAGGCCGGGUCGCGCCGUCCAGGCCCCCCUCCCGCCGCGCGCCCGCGCCCGCGCCCGCGCCCCGCCCCGCCGCCGCCGCCCCCGCCCGCACACGCCGCGCAUCGCGCUCGGAGCAGGACGCCAGCCCGCGCCGCUCUCGGGCCCCAGAGCGCGGCCGCCCCACGAUGCCCGCCACGGCGCUGCCCGGUCUCCUGCUGCUGCUGGCCCUCGGCCUGCCAGCACUCGGUGAGACCCCAGACCCCAGCCCGGGACCCUCGGACAUCCUCCCGGACAACGAGACCGGAGUCUGGACCCCCGCGCCCCCAACCCACCCGCAGCCCACUGACAGCCCGCAGCCCAGCAUCGCUGGGAACGAAUGCCAGGAGACCUGCCACCCCCAAAAUGGGGUGUGUGACGAAGACAAUAUCUGCAGGUGCCUGGCUGGCUGGCAGGGCCCCCAGUGUGACCAGUGCGUGACCCGGCCUGGCUGUACCAAUGGCUACUGCUUGGAACCCUGGCAGUGCUUCUGCAAGGAAGGCUGGACUGGCUACCUCUGCACAUCAGAAGAUCUUCCCUGCAACUCAAGCCCCUGUGAAAAUAACAGCACCUGCUCCAACGUCAAGGACGGCCGCUUCUCCUGCGCCUGUCUCCCCGGCUUCUCCGGGAAGCACUGCCAGAAGAAGGAAGGGCUGUGUGAGAUUGACGGCAAUCCCUGCCAGCACGGGGGCACGUGUGUGGACUUUGAGGGUCAUGAGUUCUACCCCACCUGCCUGUGUGCCCCCGGGUACUCGGGGGACUUCUGCGAGAUCCUGACGGUGGACUGUGACCCCAACCCCUGUGAGAACGACGGCGUCUGCACUGACAUCGGAGGGGAUUUCCGUUGCCGCUGCCCCCAGGGCUUUGUGGACAAGACCUGCAGCCGGCCCGUCAACAACUGCGCCACCGAGCCCUGCCAGAACGGGGGCACCUGCCUGCCACACUCCCCGGUCAGCUACGAGUGUCUGUGCCCCGACGGCUACGGGGGCCCCACCUGCGGCGAGAAGCGCCUGGUGAUGCCCCCCGAGGAGGUGACGGAGCUGCUGCCCUACGAGGACUUCAUGGAUCCCGAGCCCUCGCCCACACCCACGCCCCUGCCCACGGGCCAGCCCACCGGGGUCCCCGCCUCGCCAGGCACCGAUGAGGCGGGGGAGCGCCGCAUCCUCAAGGUGGCGGUGAGUGAGCCUGAGCAGAGCCCCCCCGCCAUGUCCGAGGGCCAGGCGGUGUGCUUCACCAUCCUGGGUGUGCUCACCAGCAUGCUGGUGGCCGGGGCGCUCACCCUGCUCUUCCUGCACAAGUGUGGGGGGUGGAUGGCCCGCCUGCGCGCUCACCCCGUGGCCCAGCGCCACCACCACCGCCGCAAGGGGAACCCCCUCUUGCACUGCGGCAGCCGAGAGGACCUCGCAGUCAACAUCAUCCUGCCACCUGAGAAGAUCGACAUGACCACCUUCCGCAGGGAAGGCCUGGAGGAGGAAGAGGCCAUCUAGGCCCCGGCCCCCCACCCCGCCCAGCCCCGCCGGCUCCACGGCCCCUCACCCCGGGGCCCACCCUUCCUCCCUCCCGCGUGCCUGUGGAGCCGGUGACCGCUUUGCUGCCUUCGAUUGUUGUGCACCCCUUCCCAGGGCCCCCGGGCCCCCCCAAACCUCUUUACUCUCUCUUAAUGCAUGAUCUAUAAAGAAAACUAGAAUACUAAGAA